This is a messenger RNA of Bombus pascuorum, 1946 nucleotides long. RefSeq names its product GDP-mannose 4,6 dehydratase (gene Gmd). NCBI's taxonomy places the organism in Eukaryota, Metazoa, Arthropoda, Insecta, Hymenoptera, Apidae. The coding region runs from base 263 to 1333 and encodes 356 amino acids. Gene Ontology annotation, molecular function: GDP-mannose 4,6-dehydratase activity. Gene Ontology annotation, biological process: GDP-mannose metabolic process. The transcript is spliced from 7 exons. The record is from RefSeq and is a predicted model, not a curated record.
AAUUAAAUAUUAUUCUUUUUCUUCUCUCCACUUGUAUAAACUCAGAAUUUCAGAGUGUUGAAUUUCUAUUGGUUAUCGUACCUAUUCUAUUAACUGUAUUGCUGUAGAUAUCUAUAAUGUGAGGUUUAAAGCUAGCAGCCGAAUGUAUUGCACAUGAAUGAACGCAACAAAUUAUCUUAUCAGUAUUGAUAACGUUCGGACAGGUUGGCAAAAUUGAACGAUAUUGUAGAACAAUAAGACAAGUUUUUAAUAGUGCAUCGAGAUGGCAACUGACGGCAGAAGACGCGUCGCAUUAAUUACUGGUAUUACCGGACAAGAUGGUUCCUAUUUAGCUGAAUUCUUAUUAGAAAAAGGAUAUGAUGUACAUGGUAUAAUUAGGAGAGCUAGUUCUUUUAAUACUGCUCGAAUUCAACAUCUUUAUGCAGAUCCAAAAUGUCACCGCCAAGGCAGAAUGAAGCUUCAUUAUGGUGAUAUGACAGAUUCCAGUAGUUUAGUUAAAGUGAUUAGUUCUGUGCAACCAACAGAGAUUUACAAUCUUGCUGCUCAAAGUCAUGUCAUGGUAAGUUUUGAAGUAAGUGAAUAUACUGCUGAAGUAGAUGCAGUAGGGACAGUUAGGUUAUUAGAUGCAAUACGUACUUGUGGCCUUGAAAAAUCUGUAAAAUUUUACCAUGCGUCAACAUCUGAACUUUAUGGCAGAGUAACUCAAGUACCACAAAAUGAAAAAACUCCAUUUUACCCUCGUUCACCGUAUGCUUGCGCAAAACUAUAUAGCUUCUGGAUUGUAGUAAACUAUAGAGAAGCAUAUAAUAUGUUUGCAUGUAAUGGUAUAUUAUUUAAUCAUGAAAGUCCUCGUAGAGGAGAGAACUUUGUUACAAGAAAAGUAACUAGAUCUAUAGCGAAGAUACAGUUAGGUUUACAAGAUGUUCUCGAACUAGGAAAUUUAGAUGCUAAACGAGAUUGGGGACAUGCAAAAGAUUAUGUUGAAGCAAUGUGGUUGAUGUUGCAACAGCCAAUUCCGGAUGAUUAUGUUAUAGCAACAGGAGAAACACAUAGUGUUAGAGAAUUUGUGGAGGCAGCAUUUCUAUAUGUAGGUCGUACUAUUAAGUGGGAAGGUGAAGGUAUAAAUGAAAUAGGACAGGAUGCACAAACAGGACAAGUAUUGGUUAAAGUGAAUCCUAAAUAUUUCCGUCCAACGGAAGUCGAUGUACUUUUGGGUGAUGCUAACAAAGCGAAGGAGAAAAUUGGCUGGAAACCUACUGUUACGUUUGAGGGUCUUGUAAAGGAUAUGAUGGAUUCUGAUUUAGAAUUAAUGAGAAAAAAUUCAAACGCCUGAAAUCAUUGUUUAUUGAUGAUAAGAAGUUGAUAAGGAAGUUGGUAAGAUAAAAUUAUCGAGAUAAAUAUAUGACAGAAGUUAAUGCAUUUUUAAAAUACAUUCUGUGUCUCUAUAAGACAAAAAUAUUUAAAGUAGGUUUACUAUAUUAUAAGAAAUUCUAAUAUAAUAUUAUAUAUUCUUGGGUCAGAAAUAGAUGAGAUUUUUACUACUUAAGAUACUAAAAAAAAAUAGCUCUUCUUAGUUUAUUGAUAUGUACUAUACACAUGUGAAUACUAAAUAUUAUUUAAUUUCAUUAGGUAUAAUCUGCAUAUACCAUACGUUUUGUAAAAGGAUCGUUAUAGAUUUGUUAUUUCUCGUUUGCUGUUGUGUUUUAAAGACUACAUUCUAGAAGUUAAAAAAUUAUUCAACUUAAAAAAACAUUUAAUUGCUGAAAAAUAGCACAAUUCUUAUAUACAACAAGUCUUCCUUGUACACACACUAUAAUUUUGUAUAUAAUGUACCAUAUUUUAGAUUAAUCGUUAAAUAAUACUUUUAAUCUUUAUACGCAACAUGCGAUAUAUAAUUAGAAAAGUAAGCACAUUUUUAUAAUAAACAGCAUUUAUUUUAUAUUGUA